AGGCUGCGCGGGCGGCCCCGUGCUCGGCCUCUUCCGGCGGCGGCGGCGGCGGCGAGAUGCCCGGCGUGACGGUGAAGGACGUGAACCAGCAGGAGUUCGUCAGGGCGCUGGCGGCGUUCCUGAAGAAGUCCGGGAAGCUGAAGGUGCCGGACUGGGCGGACACGGUGAAGUUGGCCAAGCACAAGGAGCUGGCGCCGUACGACGAGAACUGGUUCUACACGCGGGCAGCCUCCACGGCGCGUCACCUGUACCUGCGUGGCGGGGCGGGCGUGGGCUCCAUGGCCAAGGUGUACGGCGGCCGGCAGCGCCGCGGCGUCCGGCCCAGCCACUUCAGCCGCGGCUCCGGCGCCGUGGCCCGGCGCGUGCUGCAGGCGCUGGAGGCGCUCAAGGUGGUGGAGAAGGACCAGGACGGCGCCGUUUUUUACCUCCAUUUGAAGUUUUUCCGUUUUCCCCCUCACGGCGCCGCUGCCGCCCUCGGGGACUGCGGAAAGGGGCGGGGCCGGGCGGGGGAACGGCGGCUCCUGAUUGGCCGGUUGGGCGGGAGGGGGCGUGGCCGAGGCCAAGGGCGGGAAACUCGCCGAGGGCGCGGCCGCCAUUUUGUCGCGGCGCCUCAGGGGGAAGCGGCGGCGGCGGCGGCGGCUCCGAGCGCGGCCGCCAUGGCUCAAUCCCCGCUGCUGCCGCCUCCCCGCCGCCCUGGCACGGCGCUGCGAAUGGCCGCUAGGCUCUGCGCGGCUCCUGGCGGCGUGGGGUUGCCCUCGGGUUGA
Lonchura striata (white-rumped munia) is the source of this 764-nucleotide messenger RNA. NCBI's taxonomy places the organism in Eukaryota, Metazoa, Chordata, Aves, Passeriformes, Estrildidae. The record is from RefSeq and is a predicted model, not a curated record.